CGUGUCCCUUUUUAUACUGAACUUCUCCAUGUGCUAGUGAUUUAAUCCUGGCGUUUACACCCGUUUGUCGACUUAUAAGCCUUCAUUACUCCCCACACUCCACUGUUACUCUACCGGUGUGUACGAUUCCAUCACAACCAGAGAACUUCACUUGGUUGUUGAGGCAAGUCUUGAACUCAUGUCGAUGCUCCUGCCUCAGCCUCCCAAUGCUAGUAUUACAGGUGUUUGCCACCGAGCCCACCCCCUAGGCUCGCUCUUCCACACUCCACGCAUCGCGUGUAGCUUUGAGCUGACUCACACGAUUCUCUGCCUCGCGGGCUCGCGUGGCGCAAGCUCUCCGCGCACUUUUAAAAUCCCCACGACCGCGCCUCCCUGGUGUCCAGGAUUGGAGACCCGCAGGAAAUCUGUGGGCCGGGUCUGGGAUUACCUGGGCGCUGUACGCUAGGGGGCGCACGUGCCCAACUCAGCCACUUCCGGUCCACCGCAAGGUGGGUCCGGGAGCCGGCGGAACCUUUCCGUCGCGCCUUACACGCGCGGCAGGGACGGUUUAGGCUGCCGCACACCGCUCUCCAGGCGCGCUGCUGUUCGCUCAGGACCGCGAAGGAAGGCGCGGAGGUGCUGUCUGCUGCUUCCUUGGUCGUGGGCACCAUGGACGUGCUGGCAGAGGAGUUUGGGACGCUGACCCCGGAGCAGCUGGCCGCGCCGAUCUCGACUGUAGAGGAAAAAUGGAGGCUGCUUCCAGCAUUUCUAAAGGUGAAAGGCCUUGUGAAGCAGCACAUAGACUCCUUUAACUAUUUCAUCAACGUGGAGAUAAAGAAGAUCAUGAAAGCCAACGAGAAGGUCACAAGCGACGCUGACCCGAUGUGGUACUUAAAAUACCUUAAUAUCUACGUCGGGCUUCCUGAUGUUGAAGAAAGCUUCAAUGUAACUAGACCGGUGUCCCCGCAUGAGUGCCGCCUGAGGGACAUGACGUACUCUGCUCCCAUCACAGUGGAUAUCGAGUACACCCGAGGCAGCCAGAGGAUCAUCCGCAACGCCUUGCCCAUUGGCAGAAUGCCCAUCAUGCUCCGAAGCUCAAACUGUGUUCUCACGGGGAAGACUCCAGCAGAAUUUGCCAAACUGAACGAAUGUCCCUUAGACCCAGGUGGCUACUUCAUUGUCAAAGGAGUUGAAAAAGUUAUUCUUAUCCAGGAGCAGCUGUCUAAGAACAGGAUUAUUGUGGAAGCAGACAGAAAAGGGACGGUCGGAGCUUCAGUGACCAGCUCCACCCAUGAGAAGAAGAGUAGAACCAACAUGGCUGUGAAACAAGGACGGUUCUACUUGCGGCACAACACCCUGUCUGAGGACAUACCCAUCGUCAUCAUAUUUAAGGCCAUGGGCGUUGAGAGUGACCAGGAAAUUGUGCAGAUGAUUGGGACCGAGGAGCGGGUGAUGGCUGCUUUUGGGCCCAGCCUGGAGGAGUGCCAGAAGGCACAGAUCUUCACUCAGAUGCAGGCAUUAAAAUACAUAGGAAAUAAAGUAAGAAGGCAAAGGAUGUGGGGAGGUGGACCCAAGAAAACUAAGAUAGAAGAAGCAAGAGAACUCCUGGCUUCUACCAUUCUGACCCAUGUACCAGUCAAGGAAUUCAAUUUCCGAGCCAAGUGUAUCUACACCGCAGUGAUGGUUCGGAGAGUCAUUCUCGCCCAGGGAGACAAUAAAGUCGAUGACAGAGACUACUAUGGAAACAAGCGGUUGGAAUUAGCAGGACAGCUUCUAUCUCUUCUUUUUGAAGAUCUGUUCAAAAAAUUUAAUUCUGAAAUGAAGAAGAUCGCAGACCAGGUGAUUCCCAAACAGAGAGCGGCACAGUUCGAUGUCGUGAAACACAUGCGGCAAGACCAGAUCACCAACGGCAUGGUGAACGCCAUCUCCACCGGAAAUUGGUCUCUGAAGAGAUUUAAAAUGGACCGCCAGGGUGUGACCCAAGUGCUGUCUCGCCUGUCCUAUAUAUCUGCACUGGGCAUGAUGACAAGAAUCUCUUCCCAGUUUGAAAAAACCAGAAAAGUGAGUGGUCCUCGCUCCCUGCAGCCGUCGCAGUGGGGAAUGCUCUGUCCUUCGGAUACUCCUGAAGGAGAGGCCUGUGGUCUGGUUAAAAACUUGGCCCUGAUGACACACAUCACAACCGACAUGGAAGACGGACCCAUUGUUAAGUUAGCCAGCAACCUGGGAGUGGAGGAUGUGAAUUUCCUGUGUGGGGAAGAGCUGUCCUACCCAAACGUGUUUCUCGUCUUUCUCAACGGCAACAUCCUCGGGGUCAUUCGAGACCAUAAGAAGCUGGUGCACACAUUCCGACUGAUGCGAAGGGCUGGGUACAUCAACGAGUUCGUCUCCAUCUCCACAAAUCUCACAGACCGCUGUGUUUAUAUUUCCUCCGAUGGAGGAAGGCUGUGCAGACCUUAUAUAAUUGUCAAGAAACAGAAACCAGCAGUCACAAAUAAGCACAUGGAAGAGCUGGCCCAGGGGUACAGGAAUUUUGAGGAUUUCUUACAUGAGAGUCUGGUCGAAUAUUUAGAUGUCAAUGAAGAAAAUGACUGCAACAUUGCGCUCUAUGAACACACAAUUAACAAAGACACUACCCACCUGGAGAUCGAGCCCUUCACGCUGCUCGGCGUUUGCGCGGGCCUCAUCCCGUACCCGCAUCAUAACCAGUCCCCGAGAAACACCUACCAGUGCGCCAUGGGCAAGCAAGCCAUGGGUACCAUUGGAUACAACCAGCGAAACAGAAUUGAUACUCUCAUGUAUCUACUAGCAUAUCCACAAAAACCCAUGGUUAAGACGAAAACCAUUGAGUUGAUAGACUUCGAGAAGUUGCCGGCAGGGCAAAAUGCGACAGUUGCUGUGAUGAGCUACAGUGGCUACGACAUUGAGGACGCUCUCGUUUUAAACAAGGCCUCCUUGGACAGAGGCUUCGGGCGGUGCCUCGUGUAUAAAAACGCAAAAUGUACGUUGAAGCGGUACACCAACCAGACUUUCGACAAAGUGAUGGGGCCCAUGUUGGACGCUGCUACCAGGAAGCCCAUCUGGAGACAUGAAAUUCUAGAUGCAGAUGGAAUUUGUUCUCCAGGUGAGAAAGUGGAAAACAAACAAGUGCUUGUGAACAAGUCCAUGCCCACCGUGACGCAGAUCCCGCUGGAAGGAAGUAGUAUGGCCCAGCAGCCACAGUACAAAGAUGUGCCCAUAACUUACAAAGGGGCGACCGACUCGUACAUUGAGAAGGUGAUGAUCUCCUCCAACGCCGAGGAUGCUUUCCUCAUCAAGAUGCUGCUGCGGCAGACGAGGCGCCCAGAGAUCGGGGACAAGUUCAGCAGUCGUCAUGGGCAGAAAGGUGUGUGUGGCUUGAUCGUCCCCCAGGAAGACAUGCCAUUUUGUGAUUCUGGCAUCUGUCCGGACAUCAUAAUGAACCCACACGGCUUCCCAUCGAGAAUGACGGUGGGUAAACUCAUUGAGCUGCUGGCCGGCAAGGCGGGCGUGUUGGACGGCAGAUUCCACUACGGCACCGCAUUUGGCGGGAGCAAGGUGAAGGACGUGUGUGAGGACCUCGUCCGCCACGGGUACAACUACCUGGGGAAGGACUACGUCACCUCUGGAAUCACAGGGUCUGGCCUGCUUGAGCCCGAGGAGAAGUUGACGGAGCCAUGCAUGCAAGUGUGCAAGUGAGCAGAGCCAGGUGUGCACAGCUGCCUGUCCCCUGAGCCCACGGCGUCUCAUGCUGCUCCCCCGCUCUGCUGUGGCCCAGUGUGUCCUCACCUCAGCGCUUCUGUUCCCUGCUCUAGCUCUAGAUUUUAGAAAAAGGCUUUUGCUUUGUUUUGUUUUGCUUUUUUUUCUGCAUGUGCACACUCUUCAAACCCUCACCACAGGUAUCCAGAGGGUCUGAAUAAGCUGUGCCACAAAGGUUUGCUGAGCACCAGCGGUGCACCUGACAGGGUCACAGGUGCUGGCAUCGCGGGGACAAAGGAGGCACAGGGCUGAUCCUUUCGGAGUUUGCACCUUGCGGGGAAGACGGGCAGCAAGCAGAGAAAUAACCCACUAGUCCAGUAGCAGUCAGUGCGGAGGAGGGCAGAGGCUGCUUCCGAAAGGCUGUCGGGGAGAGGCUGUCUGUGGAGCUGCACUGUGCGCAGGGCCGUGUGUGCCCGGGGACGGAAUGUCCCAGGCAGAGACCCAGGGGCAUGCUGCAGGAAAGCAGGCGGUGUUGCUGGAGUAGAGCGAGCUGGGAGAGAACAGGAAGAAACAGGUGGGCAGGAACUCGAUUGCUUUGGCCUUCUGGCCGUGUUACAGAGUUCUGGCAACAUAGGUUGUGUGUGGGGAGUUUGGCACGGAGUGUCCUUGUGCUGUGACAGGACUCCUGCGUGGUGUGCAACGGUCAGGCUGUUGAGGCAUGGGCGUGGGAGCCGGAAGACCAGCAAGGAGAUGGUCCGGGCAGCCCAGGCAGAGGAGGGUGGUGGCAGGAACUGGACUGCCUGCUGCACACCUCGUUUAAAUGCGUCUUUUUACUGUAGCUCCACAAACCGCACAUCCUGCGUACCCAGCCACAGACCCUUUGUGAGCCAGAACAUGCAGCGAGGGUGCUAGGAAGGCCCACUCUCCCAGGCCUUGGCUCCU
Molecule: messenger RNA, 4635 nt
Organism: Chinchilla lanigera (long-tailed chinchilla)
Lineage: Eukaryota; Metazoa; Chordata; Mammalia; Rodentia; Chinchillidae
Gene: Polr3b
Product: polymerase (RNA) III (DNA directed) polypeptide B
Exons: 26
Coding region: 649-3693 (1014 amino acids)
Biological process (GO): DNA-templated transcription
Cellular component (GO): RNA polymerase III complex
Molecular function (GO): DNA-directed RNA polymerase activity; DNA binding; ribonucleoside binding
Source: RefSeq, a predicted model, not a curated record